Diospyros lotus (date-plum) is the source of this 1062-nucleotide messenger RNA. RefSeq lists its product as uncharacterized. The record is from RefSeq and is a predicted model, not a curated record. The transcript has a single exon. Bases 1 to 1062 code for a protein of 353 amino acids. Lineage: Eukaryota; Viridiplantae; Streptophyta; Magnoliopsida; Ericales; Ebenaceae.
AUGAAGGUGAAGAGGGCUGAACAGCCUGACAAGAAAGAAAGAGAGAAGGAGAAGAAAAAGGCGAUGGUGGAACAGAAGACGGACUACCACCCCUCCCGAGCUCUAGAUCGCCCGGGUUUAGGGGGUGCACAGGGAAGCCCGGUGAGUUACACUCCCCUCAAUGCUAGUCGAGCAGAGAUACUCUUGGCACUGGAGGACAAGAAUUAUUUGCGACGUCCUCCCCCACUGAAGUCUCCACCCAACACUAGAAGCAAAAAGAAGUAUUUUCGUUUCCACCACGACCACGGCCAUGAGACAGAGGAUUGCAUCCAAUUGAAAGAAAAGAUACAGAAGCUUAUCAACAAGGGUUACCUCCGGGAUUUCGUUAGUCGAGGAGGUGUGAACUCGGGCAGGGUAGAAUCCCAAUCGGAGCACAGAAGGAGGUCCCCUACUCGUGAUUUCCUUCGAGAACAAAGUCGAACACCGCCCCGGAGAGAAGGAAAACAGCCCGCCGAGGAGGGAGGACAGAAGUUUAUCUUAUACACAUUAGCAGCGGGAACAGUUCUAGGGCCUCACUCAACUGCUCCCAAGAGCGUGGUAAAGGAGAAAGUGGUCAUCACAUUCUCCGAAAAGGAUCUUCCGAGCUACCCCAACUAUUCAGAUCCGUUGGUGAUCACUGCUCAAGUAGGAGAGUGGGAGAUGAGGCGAAUCCUCGUGGACCCGGGUAGCUCUUCGGAGAUUCUUUACAAAAGGGCAUUCCUAGGGAUGGGGUUCACUCUCGAACAGUUGAGGCCAGUUCGUGUCCCCUUGGUUGGUUUUGAUGGAAUGGUGAUUCACUCUGAGGGGUUGAUCCGGCUACCCCUAACAGUUGGUAGUGGCUCUCAUAAAUCCCAGGUGACAUUGGAUUUUUUGGUCACUGAUGUGCCCUUGGCAUACAAUAUGAUCCUUGGUAGGUCUGGGCUUAGUGCCCUGAGGGCGGUACCAAGCACAUAUCACAUGGUGUUGAAAUUCCCUACUCCGGGAGGGAUUGGCAAGGUAAAAGGGGACCAACGGCAGGCUAGGGAAUGCUACGUAGCCUCUUGA